This is a messenger RNA of Ectocarpus sp. CCAP 1310/34, 221 nucleotides long. The record is from the annotation of a GenBank genome assembly. NCBI's taxonomy places the organism in Eukaryota, Phaeophyceae, Ectocarpales, Ectocarpaceae.
ACGAAAGCCUGCGCCUCAUGGAGGCCGGCGGCAAUAAACGGUUGGCGGAGUUCUCGAGACGGGUGGGCGUCUACCGGUGGUCUACCAUGGAAGAGAAGUACCGACACCCUUGCCUCCCGCUGUACCGGAGGCGCCUUGCCGCCCUGGCGCACGGGGAGAAGCCUCCGCCGAUCUCGAGGGAAGCCCUGGAACAGGCGAGAGCGGGGGGGAGGGGGGGGGGG